GAUUCAUAAAUAUAAAAAGAUCCUCAGAGGAGGGCUGUGUUUUUUUGUGUGUGAUGGCAACUUCACUUCUAGGGGAGGAGCCGAGGUUGGGAUCGACUCCUUUAGCCAUGUUAGCGGCAACAUGCAACAAAAUCGGGAGUCCGAGCCCUUCGCCGUCCACCAUUUCGGAUAAUUCCACGUCCUUCGGCAAAGGCUUCCACCCGUGGAAGAGAGCCGCAGCGAGCAGCUGCAGUCUCGGCUCCGGACUGUCCGGUUUCGGGGUGUCCCGCAACGGCUCGGGGAUCUCGGACACCUUCGCCUCCAACGGUUCCACGGGCUCCAGCGCCUUUUCCCUCACGUCCGGCGCCUCGUCCGGUUCCCACUUUGGAAACGACUACUCCGUGUUCCAAGCCUCCGUGUCGAACAGCUCCCAGGAGUCGAGUCACCAGCCGGUGUUCAUUUCCAAGGUGCACACGUCCGUGGACAGCCUGCAGGGCAUCUAUCCCAGGAUGAGCGUGGCGCACCCGUACGAGUCCUGGUUCAAGUCCUCUCAUCCCGGUAUCCCUGCGGGAGAGGUGGGAACCACUGGGGCAUCCGCUUGGUGGGACGUGGGGGCCGGGUGGAUUGACGUGCAAAACCCGAACGGAGCAUCCCUACAUUCCGGUGGACUCCAGACGUCCUUGCAUUCUCCUCUGGGCGGAUAUAAUUCUGAUUAUUCCACUUUAAGCCACUCGGCCUUUAGUUCGAAUCCCUCUCCUCACCUGUUGACCACCGGCCAGCACCUGAUGGACGGUUUCAAACCGGUUCUCUCCUCUUACCCGGACACGACCCCCUCUCCGUUGACAGGUGCAGGGGGGACCAUGCUCUCAGGGGGUCCGCCCUCCACUUUAGCGGGGUCUCCGAGGUCAUCCGCCAGGCGCUACUCCGGCAGAGCUACCUGCGACUGUCCCAACUGCCAGGAGGCGGAGAGACUCGGACCGGCCGGCGCCAGCCUCCGGAGGAAGGGCCUCCACAGCUGCCACAUCCCCGGCUGCGGGAAAGUGUACGGCAAAACGUCGCACCUCAAGGCGCACUUGCGGUGGCACACCGGCGAGAGACCGUUCGUGUGCAACUGGCUCUUUUGCGGCAAGAGGUUCACGCGCUCGGACGAGCUCCAGCGACACUUGCGCACUCACACCGGGGAGAAGAGGUUCGCCUGCCCGGUGUGCAACAAGAGGUUCAUGCGGAGCGAUCACCUGAGUAAGCACGUAAAGACUCACAGCGCCGGGGGGUCCGCGGGUUCAGGCUCCGGGGGCAGCGGAGGCAAGAGAGGGAGCGAUACCGACAGCGAGCACAGCGCGCCGGGGAGCCCGCCGUGCCACUCCCCGGACCUGUUGCACCCGGCGGAGACGAGCCAGGGUGUCGGCAUGAACGGCCUGUAAACUCCAGAAAGCGUGUGAACCCCCGAGAAAAAUAAGUUUGGUAAGAAAAAUGGCGGCGGACAUACUGUACUGUAUGCAUUUAAUGCGCCAUGAUGAGUGUCUACUAUACAUUUCUCAAUAAGGACAUACAGUGGAUGCACUUUUCUUAUCAUAUGCAUCAUUUUCAUUGGGGUGUCACGUGCCAUUUUUUUCCAAAUAUAAUAAAUGUGUCCUAUAUACAUUUUGUCAACAAACAGGGAUUUUUAUUUGUAAAGGAUAUCAGUGUAUGCAUAAAGGCUCCACUCAUUAAUAAAAUAGGCUUGUGAUUUUUUUUAAAGGUACAGUACACCCAUUAUUUAUGUCAUUUAAUAACUUUAAUAAUUUUACAGUUAGGGUUAUUUUACUCCAUAAAAUCGUUUAAUUGAAGAAAUAUGUCCACUAAAAUGGACAUAUUUUAUCAUGUUCAUUCAGUAAACAGGCCUGUACUGUUAUUAUUAUUUUGGGUAAGGAUUUACAGUGUUUUCAUAAUACAUAACGCAUCAUGUUAUUUUGAUAUAAAGAAAAAGAGGUCAUGCUGUUGCUGUUCCAUGAUAGAAAUAAUUCCUGUAGGUGUAAAAGUGGUCAAAAGUUGUAAGAGCACUACUAAAAAAAAAAAAAAAAAAAAAAGGGGGCACCAUUUGUUGAUAUUUUUGGAAUAUUAUACAGUUCAUAGGAGAACGAACUCUGGCACUUUAUUACCGAGCAAUGGAGAUGUAUGGACGGAUGGAUGGAUGAUGGACACUCGGUAUAUUGAAUAAAUGGAGUCAAAUGAUAAGAUGCUUUUUGUUAUGGACGUGAUCAUAUUAGAUCUCACACACACACACACACACACACUUUCUGUCCAGUCCACAAGUUGGUAUAGUUUCCUGAUAUUACGGCAAAAAAUGUUCUGUAAAUAUUAAAAAGUGUAGCUUAGAAUAUACGCCCUAAUGUCAAAAAAAAAGUGAGUAAUGUAUUUGUCCAGGAGACGAUUUUUUUUGUAUAGCUAUUUCUAGUUGUAUAUGGACUCUAGUAAAUAUUUGAAAAUAUACGGAGAUGUACUUUUUUUUUUUUUUGCUUUGACAUGAUAUGAAAACGUAUUUGUGGGGGAGUUCUAUAUUUAACCACGACUUUUUCUUGUAUGUAGGGGUCUAUAUCAUUAGGCGCACUUUUUGAAUUUAUUUGUAAACUUUGGAAAUGAGUUACUGUUUACCUGCUGUUGUUAUAAUUUUUUUUAUUUUAUUUAAGUAAGCAUGUUGUAAAGUGAUUUUAAUUUUACAAUGAUAUCUUUUUUUUGGUUUUGUUUUGUUUCCUCCUCAUGAGAAUGGCUUUUUAUGUGAGCCACUCAAUAAAGUCACUAUGGACUCAAACUCAGAAUUUGUUGGGUCGGUUAAACAUUUUUUUUAUUUUUUAUUAUUUUUUUUUUUUUGCUGAUGAUAAAGAUGUUAUUUCAGUGUAAGGAAUUUAUGGCAUUUUUAGAGUUUUAUGUGAAGGCCAUCAACUGGGCCUUCUUUGAAAAUGAUCAUUCAUUGAAUUAAAUCAAGU
Messenger RNA from Doryrhamphus excisus (bluestripe pipefish), 2942 nucleotides. RefSeq names its product sp8 transcription factor b (gene sp8b). The record is from RefSeq and is a predicted model, not a curated record. Lineage: Eukaryota; Metazoa; Chordata; Actinopteri; Syngnathiformes; Syngnathidae. Gene Ontology annotation, biological process: regulation of transcription by RNA polymerase II. Gene Ontology annotation, molecular function: DNA-binding transcription factor activity, RNA polymerase II-specific; RNA polymerase II cis-regulatory region sequence-specific DNA binding.